CUAACGUCAUUGACACCCACCUACAGUCUACUAGAAAUAUAAGUGCAGAGAUCAGGUUGUUCACAGAUUACGAGGAGACCAACCAAGAAGGGGCAAGCCAAAGCCAAAUUCCCUGGCAGUCUGUUCAUCUCCAGCAUGUGGAAAGUGCUGCUCCUGGGACUGUAUGUAGUAUUGGCUGUGAGAGGACUGGAAAAGGGUGCUCCUUUCCAACCAGAAGAUAAAUGGAAGCCUCUUGAUAACCCCAGAAACAGAGACCUGUUUUUCAGAACGCUCCAGGCUUACUUCUCGGGCAGGGGUCUCGAUCUCAGGAAGUUCCCAGCCACUUUCACUGUGAACAAUGAAGGACCAAGGCUCUACUCAGAUCCUAUUGCUUCUGCGUUUGCAGAUUAUGAAGAAAAGAAAAAAUCCUUUCAGAACUAUUUCAAAGGCUGAAAGGUUCUGCUGAUGAAGGCAUUAACUUCAGAACUCCAUGCCAAGUGGAAACCUUCAGAGCAAAAUUUUACUGCUUUGACUUUUUAACUGUUACCUGACAAUUCCAAAGUUUCUUCACUGUCACCGUUUCUGCCGAUGGAAGCUGGUGUCCUGCUGCAAUGAGCAUUAUUGUGUCUGUUGACAAAUGUCUGCAGUCUGUCAGCAGAAUUGUGCUUAAGUAUGAAUAAAUGGGGAGUGCAACAGCGUGCA
Molecule: messenger RNA, 681 nt
Organism: Onychostruthus taczanowskii (white-rumped snowfinch)
Lineage: Eukaryota; Metazoa; Chordata; Aves; Passeriformes; Passeridae
Gene: CUNH2orf66
Product: chromosome unknown C2orf66 homolog
Exons: 4
Coding region: 136-432 (98 amino acids)
Source: RefSeq, a predicted model, not a curated record